AUGAACAAACUCUUUAAAAGCUACAACCUUAAUCUGGAGAUAAAAGUAAGGCUUUUGGGAUAUUAUAUCUUCUCGAUAUUAUACUACGGAUUUAAAUCCUGGAUACUAACUGAAGCCAUGGAGCAAAAACUUGAAACCUUUGAGAUGUGGAUAUACAAAAGAAUCUUAAGGAUAUCAUGGACGGACAAGAUAACCAACGAGACUGUGCUACGAAGAAUGGGGAAAGAAAGAGAGGUAAUGAAACGGUUCUCCACAACAACAACUAUCUAUUUAAAGUAUCAGUUAAUAAAAUAAUUAUAGCUGGGAUGAUCGCCAAUAUUCCAAACGAAUAG
Molecule: messenger RNA, 332 nt
Organism: Diabrotica balteata
Lineage: Eukaryota; Metazoa; Arthropoda; Insecta; Coleoptera; Chrysomelidae
Source: the annotation of a GenBank genome assembly